Molecule: messenger RNA, 8581 nt
Organism: Hevea brasiliensis (rubber tree)
Lineage: Eukaryota; Viridiplantae; Streptophyta; Magnoliopsida; Malpighiales; Euphorbiaceae
Product: protein SABRE
Exons: 21
Coding region: 359-8167 (2602 amino acids)
Source: RefSeq, a predicted model, not a curated record
GAUAAAUAAUGCUAAUGGCCCAAAUAAGGAAACAGUCUCUGCGCUCUCUCUCUCGACUCUGAUCAGCGAGAACCUCACGGAUUGGUUCUACGUUGUCAUGAAUGAAACGUACCCGAUUGCUAUGCCUCGAAGACUGGUUCCUAAUUCCCUAAUAUUGAAAAAUAAAGGCCACAUUAAAUUUGAGGAAAAUUCUCCUCAUCACUCUUCAAUUCCUUAAGUUUCGUUUUCUGAUAUGGACAUGUGUUUUUGGUUCUUGACAUAAAGUUAUGUGCAGAGAAUGCGUUUUAUUUGAAUCUCUGGUUCUUUUGGACGAUUUGAUCGAGUUUAGGACGUGAAAAAUUUAUCAACUCAAGUGGCAAUGGUAGCCUCACUAGAGAAAUUUCUCUUCGGAUUCUUGAUGAUGUCCAUCACAUUGUGGAUGGUUUUCAUAUUUGCUUCUAGGUUGCUGGCUUGGAUUUUAAGCAGGACUAUUGGAGCAUCUGUUGGAUUUCGGGUUGGUGGAUGGAAAUGUUUAAGAGAUGUUGUAGUCAAGUUCAAAAAGGGUUCUGUUGAAUCUAUAUCAAUUGGUGAACUUAGACUUGGCAUACGGCAAUCCUUGGUAAAACUUGGGGUUGAUUUCAUUUCUAGGGAUCCAAAGCUACAAGUGCUUAUAUGUGACUUUGAAGUUGUAAUGAGGUCUUCUAGCAAAGGCACUCAUAAAACUAAAACUCGAAAAGUCCGAACCCGCACUUCAAGCCAGGGAAAGUGGACGAUGUUAGCUAACAUAGCAAGAUUUUUGUCAGUUUCUAUUACAAAUUUGGUUUUAAAGAUGCCCAAAGCUAUGGUUGAAGUUAAGGGAUUGAGAUUGGACAUAACCAAAGAUGGUGGAAAUGGAUCCAAGCUAAAUCUAUUCGUUAAGCUACACAUAUUACCUAUUGCCAUUCGCAUGGGUGAACCAUGUGUCAGUUGUGACCAAUCAUCUAACUCUGAUGGCGGAGGAUGCAUUUUUACAGGCGAGACAUCAUUUGGUUGUGAAGAGUUUUCUCUCUCUUGUGAAUUUGGUUUGGAUAGGGAAGUUGGUGUAAUUAUCCACAAUUUGGACAUUGCCUGUGGUGAGGUCAUUGUGAACCUGAAUGAGAAGGUGCUUUUAAAAAGGAAGACUUCAGAUGCUUCUUCUCUGACAGAUAAAGCAGUAGUAAAUUCUGCUGUUGUUAAAGAUUCACAGAGAAAACAAUCAGCAAUUGUGGCAAUUAUUAAGUAUACUUCUAUGAUUCCUCAAAAGGUUAGCUUCACUUUACCAAAACUGGAUGUGAAGUUUGUUCAUCAGGAACAUGAUCUUGUCUUUGAGAAUAAUAUCAUGGGCAUUCAAUUAAAGAGCAUCAAAUCCCGAUGCACUGAAGAUAUGGGGGAGAGUACUCGCCUUGAUGUUCAGAUGGAUUUUAGUGAGAUACAUCCAACCCCACCAAUUAAAGCUGAAAUAGAUGUUAAGCUGGGAGGUACUAAGUGCAAAAUUAUGAUGAGUAGAUUAAAGCCAUUGUUGCAACUCCAUUACUCAAAAAAGAAAAAAAUGGUACUUCGAGAGGAAAUUUCUACUCCUGUAAAGCCACAAUCAACUGCAUCCAAAGCCAUCACGUGGACAUGUACUGUCUCAGUUCCGGAGAUGACAUUUGUUCUUUAUGGUAUCAAUGGGUUGCCUCUGUAUCAUUUAUGCUUGCAAUCAUCACAUGUUUUCACGAAUAACGUAUCAAGCAUGGGCACUGCAGUACAUUUGGAACUUGGUGAACUAAACUUCCACAAGGCAGAUGAAUAUCAAGAAGGCUUGAAAAAAAGCCCAUUUGUUGUUGAAUCAAAUUCAGGUGCAUUAGUUCAUAUAGUGAGGGUUAGUUUGGAUUGGGGCAAAAAGAAUCUUGAAUCAUCUGAAGAGGAUAGUGCUAGAUGUAAAUUAGUUCUCUCUAUUGAUGUGAUUGGCAUGGGUGUUUAUUUUAACUUCAAACGCAUACAAUCACUUAUAGUAACUGCUAUAUCCGUUCAAUCUCUCCUGAAAAGUCUAUCUGGUUCUGGUAAAAAAACAAGUCAGAGCCAAGGUGGGCGAUCAUCUAAACCAUCAGGGAAAGGGAAUCAAUUUUUGAAAUUUAAUUUGGAACAGUGUUCUCUAAGUUUUUGUGAUGAAACAAGUUUGGACAAUGCAGUUGUUGCUGAUCCAAAGCGUGUCAAUUACGGAUCACAAGGUGGUCGAGUUGUAAUUAGUGUCUCAGAUGAUGGCACACCACGUACUGCAAGUGUGAUAGCCACAGUUUCUGAUGAUUGCAAGAAGUUGAAGUAUUCUCUUUCUCUUGACAUAUACCAUUUCACUUUGUGUGUGAACAAGGAGAACCAAUCUACAGAAGUGGAGCUUGAAAGAGCAAUGUCAAUUUAUCAGGAACAUUUGGAGGAACAUAGAGCUGAUGCAAAAGUAACGUUGUUUGACAUGCAGAACACAAAAUUUGUACGGCGUUCUGGUGGCCGUAAAGGGAUUGCUAUUUGCUCUCUUUUCAGUGCUACUGAAAUUACAGUCAGGUGGGAGCCUGAUGCACAUUUAUCAUUGAUUGAACUUGUUCUGCAACUGAAAUUACUGGUACACAAUCAAAAGGUUCAGGAACAAGGUAACGAAAGUAUGGAAGAAGCCUCUAGCAUGAGAGACACUGAACAAAAGAAAUCUGCCUCUUUGGAAUCAGGAAAUGUUGAUAGGCCUAAGAAAAAGGAAAACAUUUUUGCUGUUGAUGUGGAAAUGCUGAAUAUAUCAGCUAGGGCUGGAGAUGGGGUUGAUGCAAUGGUGCAGGUUCAAUCAAUUUUUUCAGAAAAUGCCCGUAUAGGAGUACUUCUUGAAGGACUUAUCCUCAGUUUUAAUGGGGCCAGAGUGUUCAAAAGUGGUAGAAUGCAAAUUUCUCGAAUACCUAGAGCUUCGAGCAGUUUAUCUGAUGCAAAAUUGCCUGCAGCUAUCACAUGGGAUUGGGUGAUUCAAGGGCUUGAUGUUCAUAUUAGCAUGCCAUACAGGUUGGAGUUGCGUGCCAUUGAUGAUUCGGUUGAAGAUAUGUUGCGGGCUUUAAAGCUUGUAACUGCUGCUAAAACUCAACUUAUAUUUCCCAUGAAGAAAGAAAACUCAAAGCCCAAAAAGUCUAGUUCAACAAAAUUUGGAUGUGUAAGGUUUUGUAUAAGCAAACUAAUUGCUGAUAUUGAGGAAGAACCAAUGCAGGGUUGGCUUGAUGAGCACUACCGGCUGAUGAAGAAUGAGGCUGGUGAGCUGGCUGUCAGGCUAAAGUUUCUUGAUGAAUUUAUUUCUGAAGUUAAUAAUUGUCCUAAAACUGCUGAAACAAAUGAUUGCACCAUUGAAAGAAAGGUUAAUUAUAAUGGGGUUCAGAUUGAUGUACAAGAUCCUUUGGCUAUUCUGAAAUUGCAAGAAGAAAUUUACAAACAAUCAUUUAGAUCAUAUUACCAGGCAUGCCAGAGGUUAGUACCUGCUGAAGGUUCAGGUGCCUGUAGGGAGGGGUUUCAGUCUGGUUUUAAGCCUAGCACAUCAAGAACUUCUCUUCUUUCCAUUUCUGCUACAGAGUUGGAUGUAAGCUUGACGAGAAUUGAUGGUGGAGAAGAUGGGAUGAUAGAGGUUCUGAAAAAGCUUGAUCCUGUCUGUCGUGAAGCGGACAUACCAUUUUCUCGACUCUAUGGGAGUAACAUUUUAUUGCGUACUGGCACUCUUAUUGCUCAGAUAAGAAAUUAUGCAUUACCUCUUUUUGCAGCUGCCACUGGUAAAUGUGAAGGUCGUGUUGUGCUGGCACAGCAGGCAACCUGCUUUCAGCCCCAAAUUUACCAAGAUGUCUACAUUGGGAGGUGGAGAAAGGUGUGCUUGCUCCGUUCAGCUUCCGGCACAACUCCUCCAACAAAAUCAUACUUCGAUUUGCCUAUAUAUUUUCAGAAAGGUGAAGUAUCAUUUGGAGUUGGCUAUGAACCAUCUUUUGCUGAUGUGAGUUAUGCUUUUACAGUUGCUCUCCGUAGGGCUAAUCUAAGUGUCAGAAAUCCUGGUCCACUAGUUCAACCACCAAAAAAAGAGCGCAGUUUACCAUGGUGGGAUGAUAUGAGAAAUUACAUUCAUGGAAAUAUCACCUUAGUCUUCUCUGAAACUAGAUGGCAUAUUCUUGGAACAUCUGAUCCUUAUGAAAGCCUUGACAAGCUUCAAAUUACAUCUGAUUCCAUGGAGAUCCAGCAGUCAGAUGGUCGUAUUUAUAUGUCUGCAAAACACUUUAAGUUUUUCUUGAGCAGUUUGGAGAGUUUGGCAAAUAACUGUGGCGUAAAACUUCCUAGUGAUGUAUAUGGUACUUUCCUUGAAGCUCCAGUCUUUAUUCUUGAAGUCACAAUGGACUGGGAUUGUGAUUCUGGUACUCCACUGAAUCAUUAUCUAUUCGCACUCCCUAGUGAAGGGAAACCUCGUGAAAAAGUUUUUGAUCCGUUCAGAUCUACAUCUCUCUCACUCCAGUGGAAUUUCUCUCUAAGACCCUUUAUUCCAUCAUGUGAGAAUCAAUCCUCUUCUUCCUCCAUGGGUGGUAGCACUGUUGUAGAUGGAAGUGUCUAUAAUCCAACUCACAAGCCUGAAAAUGUUUCAAUUGAUCCAACAACAUUGAAUGUUGGUGCUCAUGAUUUUGCAUGGUUAAGAAAGUUUUGUUAUUUGAAUUAUCUUCCUCCUCACAAAUUACGUUUUUUCUCCCGAUGGCCUCGUUUUGGAGUUCCCAGAAUUCCCAGAUCAGGCAAUUUGUCAUUGGACAGAGUGAUGACAGAAUUCUUCCUUCGUUUAGAUGCUUCACCCAUUCGUAUAAAACAUAUGCCAUUAGAUGAUGAUGAUCCAGCAAAAGGAUUUACCUUUAAUAUGUCAAAGUUGAAAUGUGAAAUCUGUUUCAGUCGGGGUAAGCAAAAGUACACUUUCGAAUGCAAGAGAGACACUCUUGAUCUUGUUUACCAGGGCGUGGACAUUCACAUGCCUAAGGUUAUCUUAGAUAGAGAAGAUUCUACCAGUGUUGCAAAAGUAGUUCAAAUGACAAGGAAAAAUUGCCAGCCUUCAACUGUGGAUAGAAUUCCUAGUGAAAAACACAAUAAUAUCAGUGGUUGCACUGAGAAGCACCGAGAUGAUGGAUUUAUUUUAUCAUGUGAUUAUUUUACAAUCAGAAGGCAGGCACCGAAAGCUGACCCUGCAAGACUAUUGCCAUGGCAAGAGGCUGGAAGAAAAAAUCUUGAGAUGAAAUGUGUGAGGUCUAAGUUUGAAAAUGGGAGUGAGAGUGAUGAUCACACACAAUCUGACCCAAGCGAUGAUGAUGGAUACAAUGUGGUAAUUGCUGACAAUUGUCAGCGAGUUUUUGUUUAUGGUCUCAAGAUUUUAUGGAAUAUUGAGAAUAGGGAUGCUGUUUGCUCUUGGGUUAAUGGAUUAUCCAAAGCACUUGCACCACCCAAGCCAUCUCCUUCUCGGCAGUAUGCACAGAGGAAAUUACUCGAGGAGAACCAGUCACCUGCAGAAACUGAAGUGAAUCAAGAUAAUAUAUCUAAACCCCCUUCUACCAGCUAUAAUGCUGAUUCUCCUUCUCAACAUGCUGAGACUUCAGGAUCUCUCUUAUCUCCAUCACAUUCAGCUAAAAUAGAGAAUUCAUCUUCAGCAGCUGCAACAAAUGGAAGCAUAGAUGAUUCUGAAGAGGAAGGGACUCGCCAUUUCAUGGUGAAUGUUAUUGAGCCACAAUUCAAUCUGCAUUCAGAAGAAGCUAAUGGUAGAUUCCUACUUGCUGCUGUUAGUGGUCGCGUUUUAGCCCGAUCAUUUCAUUCUAUCUUCCAAGUUGGACAUGAGAUGAUUGAAGAAGCACUGAGCAGUGGAGAUGUACAACUUCCUGAAUCUGUACCUGAAAUGACAUGGAAGCGCAUGGAGUUCUCUGUUAUGUUGGAGCAUGUGCAGGCUCAUGUUGCACCAACUGAUGUGGAUCCUGGCGCUGGACUGCAGUGGCUUCCAAAAAUUCGAAGAAGCUCCCCUAAAGUAAAGCGUACUGGUGCUCUACUUGAAAGAGUGUUUAUGCCCUGUGAUAUGUACUUUCGUUAUACAAGACACAAAGGCGGGACUCCAGACCUGAAGGUGAAGCCUCUAAAGGAGCUCACUUUCAAUACUCAUAAUAUAACAGCAACAAUGACAUCUCGACAGUUUCAGGUUAUGCUGGAUGUGUUGACAAAUCUCCUCUUUGCACGGCUUCCAAAGCCUAGAAAGAGUAGUCUGUCAUUUCUGGCUGAAGCAGAUGAAGAUGUUGAAGAGGAGGCAGAUGAAAUGGUGCCUGAUGGUGUGGAAGAGGUAGAACUUGCUAAAAUCGACCUUGAACAAAAAGAAAGGGAGAAGAAGUUGCUUCUUGAUGACAUCAGGAGAUUGUCUCUUAAUGGUGAUACUUCUGGAGACCUACUUGCAAGAAAGGAAGGAAAUUUGUGGAUGAUCACUGGUGGAAGAUCCGAUCUGGUCCAAGGGCUGAAUAGAGAGCUUGUAAAUGCAAAAAAGUCUAGGAAGGCAGCAUCUGCAUCCUUAAGGACGGCUUUGCAGAAAGCUGCCCAGCUACGUCUGAUGGAGAAGGAGAAGAACAAAAGUCCAUCCUGUGCAAUGCGGAUAUCUUUGCAAAUCAACCAAGUUGUUUGGAGCAUGCUUCUAGAUGGUAAAUCUUUUGCCGAGGCUGAGAUAAAUGACAUGAUUUUUGAUUUUGACCGGGAUUACAAGGAUGUUGGUGUUGCUCUAUUUACAACAAAAUACUUUGUUUUGAGAAACUGCUUGCCUAAUGCCAAGUCAGAUAUGAUUCUCUCAGCAUGGAAUCCUCCAUCAGAUUGGGGAAAAAAAGUCAUGCUUCGUGUGGAUGCAAAGCAAGGAAUUCCAAGGGAUGGAAAUUCUCAUAUUGAACUUCUCCAAGUAGAGAUUUAUCCCCUUAAGAUUCACUUGGCAGAGACAAUGUACAGGAUGAUGUGGGGGUAUUUCUUCCCAGGAGAAGAACAAGAAUCACAAAGGCGACAGGAAGUUUGGAAAGUUUCAACAACUGUUGGUGCAAGACGUGUAAAGAAAGGCUCAUCAAUCCAUGAAGCUUCUUCAUCACAUAGCCAUGCAAGAAAAGGGUCUGAUGUCACAUCUGCACUCAUUACUGGCUUGGGCCCAGAGUUGAGAAGAACAUCUUCUUUUGACAGAACGUGGGAGGAGACACUUGCAGAGUCUGUUGCUACUGAACUUGUCUUGCAGGCUCAUUCAUCCAGUAUUUCUUCUUCAAAAGCCGACCCAAUUGGUUUUAAUGAACAACCAGAUGAAUCCUCUAAAAGUAAAUCAAAAGAAGCCAAGCCCAUAAAGUCCAGUCGUUCAACUAAUGAAGAAAAAAAGAUUGGAAAGUCAAAUGAGAUUGGAAAGUCAAAUGAAGAGAAGAGAUCCCGGCCUCAAAAAGUCAUAGAGUUCCACAAUAUUAAGAUAAGUCAGGUUGAGCUUCAGAUUACUUAUGAAAGCUCAAGAUUUAAUCUGCAUGAGCUUAAGUUGCUGAUGGAUACAUUCCACCGUGUUGAGUUCACUGGGACUUGGAGGAGGCUGUUCUCACGAGUAAAGAAGCAUGUUGUUUGGGGAACCCUGAAGUCUGUGACAGGAAUGCAGGGUAAGAAAUUCAAAGAUAAAGGACAUACUCAACGGGAAUCCAGUGGAGCUGCCAUCCCUGAUAAUAUUGAGCUUAAUUUUAAUGAUGAUGGUCAACUACGGAAAGCUGACCAGUAUCCGAACUGGCUUAAGCGUCCAAGUGAUGGAGCAGGUGAUGGAUUUGUAACUUCUGUGAGAGGUCUUUUCAAUACUCAACGCCGCAAAGCCAAGGCAUUUGUGCUGCGAACUAUGAGGGGUGAAGCAGAUAAUGAUUUUCAGGGUGAGUGGAGUGAAGGUGAAGCUGAGUUCUCUCCCUUUGCUAGGCAACUAACAAUAACAAAAGCUAAGAAACUUAUCAGGCGGCACACAAAGAAAUUCCGCUCAGGAGGACAGAACGGUUCAUCCUCUCUAGAAAGUGAAUCACUUCCAUUGUCUCCAAGGGAAGGCACCCCAUUUGAACUAUAUGAAAGUGAUUCUUCUAGUGAAUCUUCACCAUAUGAGGAUUUUCAUGAGCAACUUGAACUCCAGUCGCUUAAAGGAGACAUAUAAAGGCUUUUAGACAUUAUGCAUAUUGGCUCAUUCAAUCAGGGGAAUUUGCUUCUUGGCCACUAACUAUUUUAGAAACUUGGAAGACCUAAAAUGAGACUUAAAAUGUGCCAAGUCACCUUAUAACAAGAGCGUAUGCAGCAUUUUUACACGUUGGUAACAUAUGGUUCAAGACAUGAGUAUGCUUUCAAGAAUCAUCAACAUAACCGUAAUGAAACCACUCCAUAAGGCCCCUAGCGGCCUUUUGGGUGGGUAAUCCUUUCGGUGUCACAGUUAUGUUUAAUUUUGUAGCCAAUUUAGCUUUUGAGUAGAUAUACGAUUUCCUUAUACAAGUUUCAAUAAUCUCACAAAUUUGUAUAUAUUUUGAAUAAAUAAUGGAGAAUAAAAGAACGAAAAAUCAUCUUUCAAACUUGAAAA